AUGGCCAUACUGGCCAACGUCAUUGCCCCCUAUCACCCCAAGGAGAGCCUGGGCCGGGAGAAUGUCCACCUGACACCGCAGCAAGGCCACAUAAUGGGUACCGACCACGCCGGCCGGGACGUGCUGAGCCGGGUAAUCCACGGGGCGCGCAUUUCAUUGUACGUAGGCUUCGGCAGCGUGGCGGUGGGGAUUACCCUGGGGUUCAUCCUAGCGGUGGUCACCACCUACGCGGGCGGCUUCAUAGACCUCUGCUUUCCAGAGGUGCUGACCACCAAGGAGUUGGACUACAUACUGGCGGCCCGGGCCAUCGGGGCUUCCCCCUUGCGCCUGGUAUUCCGGCACAUCACCCCACAAUUGCAUGGCGAUAGCCCUGGUGGUAUCCACCUACUACCUGGGGCUGGCGAUAACCAUCGAGGCUUCCCUCAGCUUCUUGGGGCCCCCUGGGUCGCCAUGUUCCCGGGACUCGCCAUCUUCGUCGUGGUGUUCGGGUUCAACCUCUUGGGCGAUUCCCUGCGGGAUGCGUGGGACCCGAAGUUAAGGGGGAGAUAA
This is a messenger RNA of Geodia barretti, 549 nucleotides long. The record is from the annotation of a GenBank genome assembly. Lineage: Eukaryota; Metazoa; Porifera; Demospongiae; Tetractinellida; Geodiidae.